GUCUUCCUGUAUCCUCCAUUGCACAUUCACAAUAGAUGAUGCAUCAGCUGGUAACAUUGUAGCAGCACUCAUCUAACAGCACUGGGUACCAAUGCUGGGAGGAAGACUGAUUUUUUUUUUUUUUUCUGUUUUGAGGUUGCUCAAUCAAACCAAGGGAUGAGGGGUCCUUGCAUCUCUGGUGGCUUGUCAUUGUGUGCUGACUGUCUGGGUCUUCCUAUGGUUUAAAUGAAAUGCUGAUGGAGAGGUUCACCUGUCUGAUUUGGACAGAGCUGCAAGACUUUCCUGUAUGAUCUCAACGUGAGGUUGUUUUUUUUUUGUUUUUUUGCCAAUCCAGCCUGCUAAAAUCUGUGUGGAGUAGGUAGGUACAUUGCUAACAGUGAUCCUGUCAAUAAAUAAAUGGUCAUUUUAUAUAUAUAUAUAAAGCCAUUGUCACAGUAUGUGGCUAAACCCAGCCUGUUUAACCAUGUGACAUACUCAGGGCCUUGGGUUAUGUAAAAGGAGGCAGUAGAAGUAGAGAACAAGGGCAUUAGUGAAUGUCUCACUACUCAAAAUGCCAUUUAUUUUCCAUUUUUAUAAAUAUCACAUUUUAGCUAUUUUUUCCUGCGAUGUUCUUAAAAAUUGUAUCAGUUUGCCUUAAUAUGGUUAGUCUAAGGAUUGGGGGUUGUUUCACUACUGAUUUCUCUGCAUAUCUUUAUAAUUGGUCAUAAAUGUGAAAUAAAAAAAAAUAACAGGUUAAAAAGAUGUAAUUGCAGAAUACAGACACCAAACUCUAUGUAAGCCAUUUUAUCAUGCAGUUGUUUUAAUCUAUGACAUGCUAAAUGUCCUCCUGUGUGUGUACUGUGAAUAUAUUGUAUAUAUUUGUACUCCCACACACAUUAGAUUAAACAGAUAUACCUGGUCCUUGACACCUCAUUCCUGUCAGCCCAAAAUUGAAUGUUGUCACCCACGGUUUGUUUACCCAAACUGCGGAAAGUUUGGCAAUAAACUAACAAUAAUUCCUGUAAAAAAGAAAUGAGUUUACAUUUUAAAUACAUAGAAUAAAACACUCUUAUAAAAUAUACAUUUCCUGUCUCUGGAUGACAGCAGUUAAUGGAAGAAAACACCUUUUAUUAGUUUAUAACUGGGACCUACCUUGUGUUUCAGUAUUUACAGGCUUACCUCUAUUAAAUGGGGACAUUUUGUUUUCUUUUAUAUCCAUUAAGGUUAUAAAUCUGAACACUUUACUCAAAGGGAAAAUCACUCUCUUCACUUUACUCAAAGGGAAAAUCAGACAUCUGUCUGUCUGUCCUUCCGUCUGUCUGUCUAUUCAUGUCUGUCUGUCUGUCCGUCCGUCUGUCCGUCUAUCUCUCUGUCUGUCUGCCUGUCUGUCUGUCAAUUCACCUAUCUGUCUGUCCUUCCAUCUGUCUGUCUAUUCAUGUCCGUCUGUUCGUCUAUCUCUCUGUCUGUCUGUUUGUGUAUUCUGCUUGGAGCUCUCUCUCACGCUUCUUAACUCUGUUAGUUUCUCACUGUUUUUAUUUUGUCAUAGCCUGUCACAGUUUUCUCUAGGUCUGACUCAUUCUUUUUCAAUCUUGUCUCUCUGAAAUAGUCUUGAAUUUUUUUUAGAACCUUAUUCAAUACCACAUACAAUGUUGAACAACCUAAAUAUAUAUCCAUAGAGGCAUAGAGGGCAGAUGGAACAGAGGAGAUUAUUUAUUAAAAUAAAAAUUCAAAGGAAAUUUCAGAUUUAAAGGGACACUAUUGUCUCCAGAAUCCUUACAACUUAAAGGAACAUAAUAGUGUUAGGAAUACAGGUGUGUAUUCCUAGCUACAGUGCCCUGGUCACUAUUUAGGUGACCAUACCCCCCUCCCGCAAGAGUUACCUUGUUUCCCACGCCAUGUUGCUCUGUCUGUGACUGGUCCCGCCUCAUUGGCUGAGGUCAUCAUUGAGAUUAAGUGGUCUGGGGGACUGUAGUGUUCCGUUAUAGUAGUAGUUCUUUAGCAUUUCACAGCAAGAUCAGCAAUGUAAACACUACUUUUUUAGAGAAAAGGCAGUGUUUACAUUGCUGCAUAGUAACACCUACGUUCAUCGGGGCGCACCCCAUAGAGAAGCAUGGAUUCAAUUUAUGUCUAUGAAGAGAUGCUGAUUGACGCAGUGCAACAUUCUGCUGUGCAUGCGCAAUAGCCUUCCUAUGAUUUCCUAUAGGAAAACUUUGCAAACCUCCCAAUAUUUCAAACGGACAAAAAGGGACGCUUUAAUUUUAGAGGUGUGACUGGGAGUGUCGCAAGGGUCGGGGCUCUUCUGAGACAUAUUAGGUGACUUAUUAAUAACAAAGUUUGCAACUAAAAUGUAAUUUAGAAAAAGAAUGUGUCUUUUUAACAUUGAUUCAUUCUAGAAAAAUGUAUUGUAGUCUAAAGACACAUUUGCUGUAAAUAUUAUUGCUGUGGAGCCCUGUUAUACACUUAGACACACCAACAAUAUAUAGAGUGAGACAUUAGGAUAGAAAAGAGAGACGGGGGAUCUGAGGAAGAUAUUAAUUAGAGUGGCUGAGAUCAACAAGAGACAGAAUCAGAAAAAAGCAGAGGUAAACUGAAUAAAGUAUGACUAGGUGUGACUUCAAAGUGAAUUUCAAAUUCUAGACUUCUAUUCAUAGCUAAAGUGGAUUUUUUUUUCUUUUUACAUAUUUAGGGCUAGAGUGUGAAAUUCACUGUGAAUGCCUGAUAAUUCGCACUUUGGUGAAUAAGACUGCGAGACACAUACCUCCUACCUAGACCUUGUCCUGAUUUGAAGGUUUAUGUCCCUCUGCCCUGCUUUGGUUCUUCUGCACCCAAUUCUAGCUACACCACAUACCAAGUCCCCAGGAAAGGCAGCACAUGAAACUUUAAUGAGUUUUUUUGCCUGAGCGUUGCUACCUUUGGACAUUUUUCCCAAUUCAUCCUAUUCCCUCCAGUCACACUUACAUACAUUGCAGUGCUAGGAUUAUAGAGAAUACUAGUGGGAAAAAAGACCCAAAGAGAGUGCGAGACAACAAUAUGAAGGAACAGAGACUGAGAGAAGGAGAUAAUAUUUUCACAGCCUGCUGUGUUCCAUAAUAUCUCUGGGUCAUUUUCUGCAUUCCUCUGUCAUCCUCUUUGUCUGUUCUGUUAUAUUUUUCCAUCUCUGGGUUUCUCUCUUGGCCUUUCAGUUAUGGCACCUCUCCAUCACAGACUAUUUCUAACUUGAUCAAUGUCUCUCUUGCGUUGCCUGCGUGUCUUUUUUUCCCACCUUUUGCCUUACAUAUAGAAUCGAGAAGGGGAAUUCUCAGCACUCUCACUCCUUCAAUGAGUAGAGGACGACUGGAACCAUAGUCCCGACCCUCGGGUGUCUCUGGCAUCUCUGCUGUAUCAGUAAAGCUAGGUACUCAGUACCACCAUUCAGAUCUCAGUAGUUACAUGUUUUUGCUACAAUCAGUUCCUAUAGAAUUGAUACAGAAGUCUAGAGGAUCAAAUCUGGUCUAUGGUUCUUGUGUUUGACAUUCCAAUACGAUUCCUUAUAGUUCUUUGUCUUAUUUCCAUUGUUUGUUCAUGUAUAUUGAAUGUGUUGCUUCUCUAUGUCAGUAGUCAGUCUGGCAAAUGGACGGCCAUAGAUCUAAACAAAGCAUAAUUUCAUACACAUAGCCUUUUAAAUCAUCUGGGUUCUCACAACCUACAGCAGUUUACGUAUAUUUCUGGUCACAUUUUUGUGAUUGGAACUGUGUCCACUGAAUGCCAUGCCUAGUGACCAUGUAUGUUCACUGCCAUGGAUUGGGCUCUCUAUGGGAAAUUAAACACAAUCUCACUAAAUCUACACCCUGACAGUAUAUAGGUCAAGACCACCAAAACCACAGUACUAGGCCCUUCUCAUCCACCAUUAUAGAGAAAAUGAAGCUAUUGUUACUCACGUUUUUGUUAGUUUCAAAAGUGUUGAUAAUGCACAAACCAUGCAAUAAAACCACCCUGGGAGUACAAGCCUUGACAUUUUAGUAUAUACUAAGCCAAUAGAGCACAUGGCUCACUCCAUCUUUGCGCAAGUUGUUUUAAAAAAAAAUAUGGUACCGUGCCUACACCAUUGGAGAAUUGUGAUAUUAAUUCAUUAUUAGCAGCUAUCUCUUCCAAUCGAUAUCCCUGGAUCAGAAGCAUCCUAGUGAAGCACUUUCAUCAUGGAACUUUGAUAUAGGAACUUUGAUGUUGUUAUGGUGUCAGCUGAUGUUCUAAGCCAAUCAGCUCCCCAUCCACAAAACAUCUUGAGAAAAGUACAUAUUUUUCUCAAACCAUGUUUAUUGAUGGUGAGCUACUGACUGGUUUAAGCAAGGUUACUUUUGACACUACAGAUGCUGAAGACUACAUCUCUCUAAAUGCUCUUCAGCCAUAAUGCUGGGAAAGCAUCAGGGCGGAUGUGGUCCACAACAUCUGGAGUGCUAAAGGUGACCUUGCACCUGGCUUAGAACAUCAGCUGAUGCUCUUAGCCAAUCAGUGGUGCUCCUGUCCAUAGAAGUACAAUAUUUCCUGUUUGAAGCAACUGGAGGCAUGUUCUUGUACAAAUAUAAACAUUGUAAAUUCAAGGUAUAUGACCAUUGACCAUUGUAUUUGUAGCAUCUAGUGUAUGUAUAUAAAUAAUUGUAAUCAUAUGCCACAAAAUAUUUCUGCGUCUAUGCUAACAUUUCACACCCCCUCAGUAAUAUCGUAAAAUAAAUAAAUUCAUAUAAUUUUAAUACUUUCUGUUUCCCCAAUAUUUCUUAAAGGAUGAUUAAAUAAAUGAAUAAUUAGACAAAUAUACAUUUAAACCAAAUUCAAUUUUAGGUAUCCCUGGACAACAGCCAAUACAAAAUCUUAACUAUGCGUCUCAAAUUUAAAAAAAAAUGAUUUGGAAAUUUAAAGAAAGUGAUGUUGGUGUAAGGGGUUAGGUUAGUGGAUAGCUGAAUUAAAUUUUUUUGUUAAGUUCACUUUUGUAACUGAAUUAAUUAUUUUGGAUUUGAGGGAAAUACAUACUUUUAUAUAGCCUUCAAUGUCAUUUUGCUGUUUUUUGUGUGUGAGGUUUUUUAUAUUCAUUUUUCAUAAAUUUGUAUUUGGGUUAAUCUCUUUAAUCAUAAUUCAUUUGAACAUAUGCCAGAAACAGAAUUAUACAGUCAAAGCCUAAAGGGCUUGGGGGGUGCGUGUCUCUUUGUAAAACCCUAUUGGAACUAUUAAUGAGGUCAGCCCCUACAUUCCACAAUAAACCUGGAAAAAUAAGUUUAUUUACUUACCUUGAAUCCAGUACCGGCAAAACUCCCAGCGCUUCCGCCCACACCUCCAUCCAACCUUAGCAAGGACUGUUUUGCUGGCUCAGAACACGCAAUCUGAGCCGGCAAGGGGAGGUAGGAAGGAAGUGAGGAGGGAGAUUUGGAGGGAGGAAAGGUGGAAAAUAUAAUUAACAUAAAAACAAAACAAGCACUAUUGAGGGCUUAUAGAGGUGUGGAGGGCUCCACUCUGUGAUGAAGAGAGGAAGGGGAGAAAAAUAGUUCCUCUUGCAGACUCUGCCAGCAUGCACACUGACAAUGGACAUAUUUUGCACAGAAUUGACGUUUGGAAAUUAGUUCCCAGGCUGCCAAAGUCACGUGUGCUGGGUGGCUAACUAUCCUGGGAAAGUUUAAGGAGACUUGACAAGUUUGGUGUCAAGAAACGUGAGUGGGCCUGACCUCGGUUCCACUGAACACCUUUGGGAUGAAUUGCAAUGCUGAUUGUGAGACAGACCUUCUUAUCCAACAUCAGUGCCUGGACCUCACAAAUGCUUUUGAUCCAAGAUUUUGUGGGAGCAGUGGAGGCAACUCCAUUUUAAUGGCCAUGGUUUUAGAAUAAGAUGUCCAACAAUCUCAUACAGGUGCCCAUAUUUUGGUAAUAAGCCAUAGUGCAUAAAUUGCCAUUGUGCUCAGUCUGCCCUUUAAGCCAUAUUAUUGUUUAAGCUGUAUUAGGUCAAAGAAGGGUAGCCACAAUGUGGAUUUGCUAAACAAAUCCAGGAAAACACUCAUUAUCAACCUUGGAUGAAUGCACACCAGGCACUCUUGUGUACUGACUUUCACACCCACACUUUGCUCAUGGCCUCAAUGUCCUGAGUGCAUUUAGUUCAGCACAAGCACAUUUAUUGAUGCUUUCACACUUCACUUCCUGAGGAGAAUUCUUAGUUGUCCUCUGAUGAGAGACACCAAGGAACAAGGAUGGUGGGAGAGUGAAAACAUGGAUUGUGUUGUAGGAUGGAAGAUGGCAUAUAUGCAAUACAAUAAAGUCAUUUUUAUUCACAUAACAAUCUCUGAACUUGUGUAUGCCACAACCAAUAUGGAGAGCUAUAUACAGAAUACAUUGCUGGUUUGAUUUAUAAAAGGACUAGCCACGAGUCCCAUAAACUGUCAUAGAAUGUCCUGAGUGCAUUUAGCACUCAGCUAUAUACAGAAUACAUUGCUGGUUUGAUUUAUAAAAGGACUAGCCAUGAGUCCCAUAAACUGUCAUAGAAUGUCCUGAGUGCAUUUAGUUCAGCACAAGUACAUUUAUUGAUGCUUUCACACUUCACUUCCUGAGGAGAAUUCUUAGUUGUCCUCAGAUGAGAGACACCAAGGAACAAGGAUGGUGGGAGAGUGAAAACAUGGAUCGUGUUGUAGGAUGGAAGAUGGCAUAUAAGCAAUACAAUAAAGUCAUUUUUAUUCACAUAACAAUCUCUGAACUUGUGUAUGCCACAACCAAUAUGGAGAGCUGUAUACAGAAUACAUUGCUGGUUUGAUUUAUAAAAGGACUAGCCACGAGUCCCAUAAACUGUCAUAGAAUGUUAAGGUAUCAAUGUGUUCUUUCCCAGGAAAUCUCAUCUUCCAAAUUUGAAAUCUUCCGACCACCACCUACAUAGGACAAUGGGAACUACUGAAGCCACUCUCCGCAUGGAGAAUGUGGAUGUGGAGGUGAAGGAGGAAUGGCAAGACGAAGACUUCCCUAGGUAUGCUCUCAUUUAAUAUAGUAUACUCAGCCGAGCAGCAUAACUACAAAUAUCAAAAGGUAAAUUAAAAUGAAACAAAAUAAUUAACUUUGUAAUACUAGCUGAGGCCUCGAUUUAAUACGCUUUCAAAAUGUCUUAAUACUGUUAGAAAGAUUUACAAAUAAUGUACCUACAAAAAUUCCCAUAGACUUUAAUGAUAAAUCACUUGGGAAGUUUUCUAGCAGUAUUGAGUCAUUUAUUAAGUUGAGGCACAAAUGUUUGCCACCCUGGGCACAGACCUUCUUGGCCGUUUCCCUUAAUUCAGGUUAUCUCUAGACUUGUGCAAAAAAAAAUUUGGUGACGGUUUGUCAGCAAGUCCUGUUGACCCACAUCAGAAUGAAUUGAACUGUCCUGAAUUUCCCGGUGGAGUCUUAUUUGAUGAAUAAGACUCCAUAGGUAAACCCCAGGUGGAUUGUUUUGUUCGGUUGUUGACUAAAAAAUAUUUGAUUUGAUUGAACCAUCUCAAAUUAAUUUAUGCACUAGUCUAGUAAUUUCUACAUGCUGGCAAUGGUACUGGAAAAGUGCUGAGCAGACGUCUUAAAAUACCUUACACAUGGAUGGUAUGCCAUUAGAUCUGACUGGUUUAAUUACCUUAGGCAGCAUAUAACUUCUACAUACUCCUGGAAAGUAUAUUAAUUAUGGUUGUGUGCUGUAUCAGUGGUAUGAGAAAUUUUGUAUUCUGCCAAUUUUAAUUUUUGCCAUUUAACAUACCUCCCGACAUUCGUCCUCUGGAAGUCGGGAUUGGUGGGCGGAGUCCUUAGGUGGCAUCGCCAGGGGCGCAAGUCUUGUCACUAGUGAUGUCGCCCGAGCGUUUUGUGUCCAAAAGGGAGCAAGACCGCCACUUAACAGGCAGAUUGGCCAGACCCCAGCCAACAUACCAUGUAGGAAGUGCUGCAAAAGCACUCCAUGCAUGGUCCUAGUGCCCGCUCACACUGUACUGCCCAGGAACAGCUUCCUGGUGUCUCCAGAUGCAUGGCACCAGGAAACUAAAGCGGGACAGCGGCACAACACCCCAAAAUCAGGACUGUCCCUCUAAAGGCGGGACAGUUGGGAGGCAUGCUUUAAUCUCUAACUACUGGCUUAUUCUGCUCCACUUUUUCUCCUCUUUUCUUCCUAAAGCCUUACUUCCUCAGAUUUUCUCUUUAAACCAUUUAUCCAUUCCUUCCAUUCCCCCUACUCUUUUAGUGCUAUUUUCCUUUUCAGAUUAUCAGGGAUACCCACUAAAGCAAGAAUUGUUGGGAAUUCAAAGUACAUUCAAAUAAUAUUUUAAAUUUAAGGCCAAAGCAGAUGAUCUGGAAACAUAGGUGACUUGAACAAUUCUUGCAGUUUGGCAAUUUUGACCUUAAAUUUGAAAUUCACUUUGAACGCACUUUAAUUCCCUGGCAAUUCUUACUUUAGUGCAAAGCCCUGUUGUUUUCAUCCUACAUAUGUGUAUUUUUACACAUCUGAUCUGAUAGACAUUGGUGCAAAAGUAACCCUCGUUAAAAUCAUGUUUAACAAAUACAAGACUCGAGACUUUGAGUUGCAUUGCUCUAGUGGAAUCGCAUUACUGGGAAAAAAAUGUGAAUUCUUCACAGGCUCGGCUCCACAGCUGCAGUGAAACUGUUGUGCUCUCUGUCACAGAAUAAGCCUGUGUCUAAGUAAGGAAAAGAGUCUAUGAGAUGGUCCCAUGUUCAUUCAUAGUUUGAAUUCACAAACGUGCAGCUGUGAGCCUCCAUCUGCAGAGAAGGGAUGUGGGUUCAUCUCAUACGGAUAGAGCAAAGGGGAUAUACCAAACAGUGGAAGCUAUUUCAACAAUACAAUCAUUGUAUGCUGUUUAAGAUAUAUAAGGCAUAAAAUAAUAUAUUUUUUUAAAUCUAAUGUUUAUUGAGAAGUUUUCAUUUAAAAAAAUAAAAAUAAAAUAAAUAUAUAUAUAUAAUGGGGGUACAGUAAGGAAAAGGGGGAGGUAGGGUACAAAAAAUAAAGUCACCACUCAGUUCAUGUUAGCUUAUUAUACAUAACAUAGAACAGAGAAUCCUUGCCAAAAAUAAUAUAUUUUGACAUUAUUGUUAUUGCCUAGAAUUGAGUAGGAAUUUCAUUAGUAGGUUUGUGCUAAGGUGUUUAUUAAAGGACCACUAUAGUGCCAGGAAAACAUACUCGUGCCCCCACCCUCAGUGUCCCCUCCCGCCGGGCUCUGGGGAAAGGAAGGGGUUAAAAUCUUACCUUUCUCCAGCGCCGGGCGGGGAGCUUUCCUCCUCCUCUCUUCCUUCCAAGCGACGUCAUCGGCUGAAUGCGCAUGGGCGGCAGGGAGCCGCGUGCGCAUUCAGCCAGUUCAUAGGAAAGCAUUUACAAUGCUUUCCUAUGGACGCUGGCGUCUUCUCACUGGGAUUUUCACAGUGAGAAGCACGCAAGCGCCUCUAGCGGCUGUCAAUGAGACAGCCACUAGAGGCUCUAGAGGCUGGAUUAACCCUCAGUGUAAACAUAGCAGUUUCUCUGAAACUGCUAUGUUUAUAAAAAAAAGGGUUAACCCUAGCUGGACCAGGCACCCAGACCACUUCAUUAAGCUGAAGUGGUCUGGGUGCCUAUAGUGGUCCUUUAAGUACCUGAGCACCAAACUGUAGUGAAUUGAAAAUCGCUAAAUUUAGGUAAAAACAAUGGAAAUAUUCUGUCUUUCUUCUAUACAGAUUGUCUGUUUUACUUUCAUUUAGCAGUUUGAUUGUCAAUUUACUGCAAUUCAAUGUUCAGGGGAUAAUAGAGUCCACAUGUUGGAAUGUUGGAAUGAUUCUAACCGUUUAUAUUAAACUCAUUAGUGACUUUGACUGCACAGUAGUGAUUGCCUUCAUUGUGAGGUUACAUUAAAGGGACUACAUCCACGCAGGGCUGGAAAUAAGGUAAGUUUUAAACUUUUAUAGGGGGGCUGAGGUGGGCAAGCCACCUAUAUGGUGGGUUAAACACUAUAGGGUCAGGAACACAUGUUUGUGUUCCUGACCCUAUAGUGAUCCUUUAAUAAUGUUGGUUGUGGCUUAUAUCUCUGUCAGUGGCAUUUUUGGAUUUUUCUUGAAUGUUUAGAAAUAUAAACAUAAAAAGCUAAGAAUAAAGGUGUUGUAUAAAUGACUUACUGUUGUCAGUGUUGCUAUUAUAAUGCUGGUAAAGUGUUCAUUACGUAUUAAGAUAUAGUCUGCAGUCGGGCUUUUACAAUUUAGAAAACCAAUGGAUGCAAUCACCAUUAAGCAUUAAAAGGGCAGCGAUGCUUAAACAUAAGUUGAUAUUAGGGCAGGUUUAGAGAGAUAUAUAUGUAUGUUUUCAAAAACCAAGGUAAGCGACAUUAUCCAUGCAUUACUUACCAUGCAACUUCUAAUCUCAGGGCAAUGUCUUAACAUGCAUGAUCCCGCCAACCUGAGAUUAGUUAGAGUUGCAUUCCCAGGCAGCAGCUUUAAAGGGACACUGUCACCGUCUUCGUCUGGGAACUUUGAAUAAUUUGCAAAGAUCCCCAGCUGUAAAAUUGCUUCUGGGGGUCCAGAGGGACAGGCAAAGGUGAGUUCAACUGACCUGAAUCUGUCCUUUGUGGGUGCAACCAUCUUCUUCCAGCCGGUCCUCUUCAGCUCUUGGUACUUCAGCGUCAGGAGCCGGCGUCACUGCUCUAAAAGAUUUCAUCUUUAUGAAAUCCUCAUUUUGCAGAGAGAGGCGACAGUGCUGCUUUAAUGCACACUCCAUCACUGCCACCAUUACAUUACACUCUUUACCAAUAUUGAUAAAAAUCAAGAGAAUCUGAAGAGACAGAGAUAGAGCAAUGCAGUCUCCCAGCUCCAGCUCCUCUCCCAGCAUAUCAGUUUUGGAGAAGUUCUGAAUUAAUCGCAUCAACUGCAAAUAACAUCUACUGGCUGGUAGAGAAACGUGCACCAAAGUCGGGCAGAUUGAGGCAUGUACGGCCUAGCUCUGUCCUAGCCUAACCAUAACCUUAAUUUUACAAUAUUCUGUUUUAUAAUAGAGUCUCAUGGUUUUGUUAUGAUGUCUCUUGAACAUCUUUCUGAUUGGUUCUCCGCUAUGUAUAGGGCUGCUUGCUACUAUAUUCUUUUGUUGACAAAGUUGUGAUUAAUGUCUACUGUUUAAAGGAUUGCAUCUAAGGAACAGUGUAAUUUUUAGUAUUUCCUACAUGGAUAUCUGUUUGUUUGUGAAUGUGUUAGUAUUUUGUGCGUAAAUCCAUGGGCAAGUUCCACCAUGUGAGCUUGAGUCUUUAAAUGUAUUUUCAUACAUGAGUCUGUACCUGAACAUACAUGUGUAUGUAUGGAGGUUUACCUAAGUAUGUGUCUUUGUCUCUACCUGUGUUUGUGUGCGCUUGACUGUGUGUCUGUGAGCGUGUACCUAAAUCUAUAAUUGUGUGUAUAUAUAAAGGUAUGCAUGUACAUGUGUGUGUCUGUGAAGGUGCAGUUGUGUGUACUUGUGUGCAUAGGAUAAUCUAGAAUGCAUGUCAAGGAGGAGUUUGUUUUAUUCUAGCCCAAGAUUGGGUGCUGUUUAAAAGAUGUUUAUAUUAUUGCACGUUAUCGUUUUCAUUAUUGCUUCCACAAAUGGCACAAAGCAUAAUUGUUACAGUGAAAUUGCUGUGCCAAUUUUGGUCCUUCUUCUGAACUUGGCAGAGGAAAAGUCCUCUUGGUCUAUUCGCCAGCGGAUGAAAGCUUUUAACUGCAGAAUUUGCUUAAUGAUUUAGUCAUAAACAAUGCAAUGCAACGGGCCAAGAUAAUAGGACUCUCUGCCCUUCAACCCGUGCGAAUGGAAUAUUUUUGUUAUUAUAUAUGGUGUAUGCCUGCAAGUUCUGUCCACGAACAACUUGUGUUUCAAUCAGACUUCUCGAGAAAGAAUCCAUGCGAGAUGCAUCACUUUCUAAUUUAUAAUGCAACACGUUGAUCUUCAUAAUAUAUGACAUUUAGAUAUAAAAUACAAAUAAUAAGAAGAAGACAUCGAAAUACAGCUCUUUUGCAUUUUGUGGAACAGUUUCUCUUCUGCAGUGGGUGAGACAAAAAAAAUGCGUAUGAAUGAAUCAUUUCUAUAGUAGAUCUGUUGACAAGAAUGGCAUGCUAAUGAAUGCACUGCAGACUGUGCUUUCUGUUUCUGUAAUGUAUAAAUAUAGCUCUUUGUGAUUUGUGACCAGGACUGUGCUGUGAAUUAGGAAGGAGGAGCUCCUGUGUGUGUGGCUGUGUGCAUCUCUCGUCAUGUCUGUAAUGAUGCUGUGGAGAUGAGACACAGACGCAUCUGUUUGUUUAGAGGCUAUUUGCCAAAAAUGAUUCAAAUGCAUUGUGGGAAAAAGGAGACAUCAGUUUGUCAUAACAGUGAGGUUCUAGAAGAUCUUAGGUCUGUUUUGAGGGAUUUAAUUAUAAAAAUGCCACCUUAAUCUUUUUUUGCUAGCGGAAACAGAAAACGUAAAAAUAAACUCAGCAUUUCUGUUGGCAUAUCAAGUCUAAUUUUAAGCCCAUUAUUAUAGAGUGCAAAAGCUUCUGAAAAUAGUAUCAUGCUUCAAAACAGGUCAGCUAAAAAUUUGUUAUAAUCCGUUAAAAGAUUAAUAGGGACUCUGUAGGCAUAAUUAUAUGGCUGAAUUAUUAUGAUCUUAUCCCAACUCAGGAGCUGACACUUUAAUAGCUGAAUCUGGCAUUUUGUUAUUUUAUUUGAUCAAGAUCAUUUGGAUAUAUUUAAAUAAUACUGUAUUUUCAAGAAAUUUACUAUUUUCUACCUCUCAUAUUGGCUGUGAUUUAGAACCCUUUUCUGCUUAAUAUGUAACAUUUAUUAGAGGAACAUUUUAAACCCCUAAAGCACUUUAGCUUGCAUAAGUGCUUAAUGUUUUAAGAUUGUGUCCGAUUUCAAAAGAAAUGGGAAUUUAUAUAUGAAUCUUGUUACACCAACCCUGGCUGUCAAUCAGGCAACAGGUCCUGCUACUUCCUGGUUUGGUUAGCUCAGUGGAGCUAAACUCAAGAGUCAGCAAUUGCCCAGAGCACCUGCAUUGCAAAGACUUCACAUUAAGCUGCAUUGGGAAGUCUGUGAUUGGACAGCCACAAAAAGUCUGGGCUGGGAAGAAGGGGAGGACUUACAAAGGCUGCAGACGAGAGAUCUGCAACUUCUACAGGCUGUUUUUAGCUAUACCCAAAUUAAAAUUGCAUAAUUGAAUACAUGUCUGUAUUCAUUGGUGGUAUAUCUACAAAAAAAUUAUUUUCUUUUUUAUUUAUUGGGGGGCAGUGGAGUGUUCCUUUAAUGUAUUUGGUUAGGCUUGAAAUAAACAAUUUAAAUUGUAAAGAUGCUUGUAAAAUGGUCUGAAUGUUUGUGUGUGUGUUUGUUUGUUUCCAUAUAUAUAGCAGUCUGUGGGCACAGUUUCAUGAUAUUAAAGGGACACUCCAGGCACCCAGACCACUUCUGCCAAUUGGAGUGGUCUGGGUGCCAACUUCCAUCACCUUUAACCCUGCAAGUUUAAUUAUUGCAGUUUUUAUAAUCUGCAAUAAUUACCUUGCAGUGUUAAGUCCUCCUCUAGUGGCUGUAUAUCAGACAUCGGCGCUGAAUUCAGGUAAGUCAGCAACAUGGAUGGGGGGUGGGAUGGGGGGUGCGAGGGAGAGGGGUACUGUAGGAUUCUGCAGUGCCAGGAAAACGGAUAUGUUUUCCUGGCACUGGAGAGUCCCUUUCACUGUCAGAGCAUAGUGAUAGGGGGAUAUUAACUGGUUACGUUGUAGUAGAUUGGGAAACAUUUCAAUGUAAUUUACUCUUGUGUGAAAAAUGUGUACAUUUGGUGGGAGGUGCACAUCCAAUUGAUCAGAUUUAUGGCAGAGGAAAAAGUAAAUAAUUCACUAACUGAUUUACAUUAUUGUGCUAAAGAGUUAUUGCAUCACAAGUUUCUUAAACAGCAUGAAAUCUAUUAUAAAAAUUGUCUUAAAACAUUCAUAGUAUUAGAAAGGUUAACACAAUAAAUAUAAAGUUGUGUAUGCUCAAUUGACUAUUUUAAGAAUUUUUUUUCUUGUGACACAAAUGUUUUAAAUGAAACAAAGUCUUUCUAACUACAACAAAUAUCAAAUACUAAUUAAUAUUUUAUAUUUGCAUUUCUUUGUCACUAUAAAUGACACUUCUGCUAAACAGGCCUCUUCCUGAAGAUACAGGAAUGGACACACUUGGCAGCCCUACAGAAGAUGACAUCACCUCUUGUAAGUACCACCACCGCAUCUUGCGAUCACACAUGGUGAUGACAGCCUCAUAUUCAUGUAUGUAUAUUUUGCUCAGCUCCUCCGAGUACGCUAAACAUAAAUGGAUCUCAUCGCAAACGAAAGACUCUUGUGGCUCCAGAGAUCAAUAUUUCCCUUGACCAAAGUGAGGGCUCCGUGCUUUCUGACGAUUUCCUGGACACACCAGAUGACCUAGAUAUAAAUGUAGAUGACAUUGAGACUCCCGAUGAAACAGAUUCUUUGGAGUUUGUGGGAAACGGAAAUGAGUUGGAAUGGGAAGGUGAGUGUUUAUCUUAACAAAGUCUCAAUUGUUGUGAAGACCUCCAGAAUUUGUCAUACAUCACAGUGGUGAAACUAAAAAAAAUGUGAAUCCUUCUAUUGUCUGUCAAUUAGAUGCCCUUUACAUUCAUUCUAACCUUAAAUGUUGAGGUCUUGACCUAGUAAAACUCUCUAUACAGAGUAAUAAAUAGCCAUGUAUCAUUCUCAAGUAUCACAGAUUGAUAAAUAUGGAGAGAAUGUGAUAAUUACUUUAUAUGGUUUACGUGCAGCAUUGUAAUAAACAGAUUUGACUCUUCCCCUUUCCUUAAAAUGCACAUUGACAUAGUGCAUAAAGUCAAAGGAGUGGUGCACACAAGCAAGUUUACGUGGAAGCUCUGUGGAACGGGGCCCGCAGCCCACCAGGAACAACAAGAAGAGAUACAGUUCCACAGGCAUCACAAUGUAGGGUGAAGGCAAAAAAAUAUUUAUUGGAGAUCAAAAAGGACAAAAAAAGAUGUUUCGGCUUAGAGGCCUUAGUCAUGUAUCAUACAUGACUAAAGCUUCUAGGCCGAAACGUUGUUUCUUUUUUUGUCCUUUUCAAUCUCCAAUAAAUAUUUUUUUUGCCUUCACCCUACAUUGUGACCCCUGUUGACAUAGUGCAGUCCAUCCGGUUGACAGCCACUAGAGUCAGUCUUAACACUGCAAGGUAAUUAAUGCAGUUUCCCAGAAACUGCAAUAAUUACAAUUGAACGAUUAGGUGACAGGGUCACUGCACCCAGAUCAGUUCAAUGAGCUGAAGUGGUCUGGGUACCUAUAUUGUCCAUUUAACAAUCAGCUCUCCAACCACAAAUGGUGAAAAUAUUUCUUGAGGAACCCACCUCAUGCAAAUAGUAAGUUCCUUUACACUCAAAAACCACCGAAACAUAAGAUGCAAACUUAAUUGUAAAAGAUAGAGAAAAUAAAUCAAGAGAGAAAUGGAGAGAGAGAGAUACAGUCAAAUUCAGUUUUAUUAUUGUUUCUGGGUUAUUGAAAUAAUUACAUGAAAACUGAAUUAGUGUAAAGAUUGAAGAGAAGGUUAAAUGACUACAAAAGUGGUGCUGAAAAUAACAAAAACAAGAGAGUUCUAUGGAUCCUAAAAUACAGCUAUUCAGAAGUACAUCUGAGUUUCCAUGCCUCCCAACAUCCCUGAAUCCAACAGGACAGUCCCAGAGAAUUGGGCUCAGCAAGUGCAUCAUUGAACAAAGCCCUCUCAGGACAUUCAGCCCAUGGACAGAGAGCUUCAGACGUGUCCUGCUCAUAGGCAGUCCUUACUGGAGCUGGGCUUCCCUAGUGGCUGACAUGCUCCUUUUCAGGCAAACCUGCCUCCUUUUUGGGAAGGCCAUCCCCCUCACCUCUUCGGUCCACCCAAGUUGAUACCUCACCUAACUUGGGUCCCAAGAUGAUACCUCACAAUGUCCGCUUUGUUUUCAGUUUAGCUACUUUGACUUAAAAUGUUAAAUUCAUAUUAAUUUCCUGACCUUUCCCACUUUAGUACACAGGCAAAUUGGCGAUUUUAGAAACACUGACGUACAUAAAAGUGAGCUAGUAAUCUGAAGAUAUUAACUUACCAGAAAUUGCUCCCAUGUACAUUGGAUACAUGGUGUAUUCAUUGUUAAGCAUAGAUAUUUACUCCUCCAUUCCAGCGCCCACCUUCUGCCAUCCUCCGCUUCCCUUCUGCCUCCGAUCUUUUUUGAUUUACCCUGCUUUGGGACGCAUCCCCAAGCAAGGCAAACUUCAUUCAUGACACUGGCACACUGACUCCUCUUGGGAAUUUCCAUAGCAACCUGAGGCAGGCAGGGCGUGAGUGUCACAGUGCCAGUCACUUGUAUGGGCACUCUGUUCAUGAACUGCAUCUGCAGCCUAAACCUUUCUCAGGAACCAUUUCAAGAACUAUGAAGCAGCAUAACUUAAAUAUUAUAUCUGAAUAUUCCAUAGGUUACCCAGAUGUUUAAGUAGAUAGUACAGUGGUUUGUUCCAUUGACUAAUGCCAUUUGCAUCAGUGCAAUUCUUUGUAUUUUGUUGGCUUCUAACCUUUUUUGACAAGGAGCGCGUUUCAUUGUCAUUUCAGUAGUUUAACAGUCGGCAAUGCGCUAGUUUUACUGUUUCGGUGUAUGCAUAAAGAGUUAAUUUAUUUAUUUGCUCUCCAUUAAUACUGAAAACAUUUAGUCUUAUAGAGUUGAGGCAGAUUGUUUGGUACUCACUUGGCAGAAUUUAGCAGUGGCCGGGGCGAUCUAACAGCCAGGUGGCACUGCUGACAAGUCUCUGCGUUCUGCUGAACGUAAUAAUAGCUGUUCGUUAUACAGACAUAAAUUCAUAUAUAAGUGUGAUUCACGUGAGUUGCUUCAUAGAACAUUCAAUAAUUUCUUUUACUUUAAAAAAGUAUGACAAAUAUUAAAAACCUCUGAAAAAUAGGUGCUUGUGUCAAAUCAAAACACAGCUAUUCUUGAAAACAUUAUAUCCAGAUUUUUUUAAAUUGUCUAUAGAAAAUCAGAGCAAAUUAUUUUUCUAAUGAAUUCUUUACUAUGUAAUAUUAUAAAUGUAUGGACAAAAAUAUAAUUUUAUAUAUAUAUAUAUAUAUAUAUAUAUAUAUAUAAAUGUAUGGAGUUGUCCUCUUGUAUUGCAAUUACCAUUUUCCUUGGGAUAUUCUAGAUGAUACACCUGUUGCGAAUGCCAAGAAUAUGCCAGGAGACAGCGCUGACCUAUUCGGUGAUGGAGGAGCCGAAGAGGGCGGACCCACCAAUGGACGCAUGUGGAGAACGGUUAUUAUAGGAGAGCAGGAGCAUCGUAUCGACCUACAGAUGAUAAAACCUUAUAUGAAGGUGGUGACACAUGGAGGUGAAUAGGGCAGUGAUCCUCAACCUUUUUAGGUCCAAGUCCUUGGAAGUGAUCGAUAAUAUUCCAAGGCACACCUUAUAAAUUUUUAAUUUCCCUUCGUCAGCAGCUUAAAGGGACACUAUAGCACCAAAAGAACUGUAGCUUAAUGGAGUGGUUUUUCAUGUAUAGAUCAUGGCCCUGCAGUCUCACUGUUCAAUUCUUUGCUAUGUAGGCUUCCCUGGCUAUGACAGAAAGGUUUCAGAUCUUACUUUAGACGUUUUAUUUUCCUGCUCUGCUAAUUGAACUUUAUACAUGUACAGGAGGCUCUAGAAGGCUAUUAACAGAAACAUAGCAAUAAUUUUUUACUAUAGGUCCCUUUCUGUUCUACUCCCUUUGAUAUUAAAAAUGAAAGCUUAAAAGAGAUUACUUAGCUUGUUUUCUGCACCGAGUCUUCUCAGCUACAGCCGCUAGCUCCACCUUCGAAGAUGUCAACAUACGACGUCCGCAGUCUUCUCCAAUCUGAAGGAGGGACUGCCUCUAUUGGCUGUCACUGAAGGCAACCACUAGAGGUGUAUCUAACCCUUCAUUGCCAAACUGCAGAGUAUUUUCCAUUGCAGCGUUAAAAUGACAGGAGCACUGUCUGCACCCAGACCACUUCAUUGAGAAAAAGCGGUCUGAGGGACUUUAGAUUUUGAAGAGUGCUGAACAUAAAAAUAAAUUGCUGCAUUUUUGUGAUAAUUUUCUUUGUAAAUCAGUAAAUACUGCAGUAGUACAUAGAUACAGCGCAAAUACAUGGUCACAAAAAUAAAAAUCGAAUGCUAAAGAAAUAUUUAUUUAUUUAAAUGCACAUUUAGUCCACUAAUAAAAAAGAAUAAUUGUUGAUAUAUUAUUUGCUUUUUAAUUGCAGUGCCAGUAAUUGUUGCAAAUUGUCAUUUUAUGUCUUGCACAGGAUACUACGGAGAAGGUCUGAAUGCCAUCAUUGUAUUUGCCGCUUGUUGUCUACCAGAUAGUAACUGUCCUGAUUACAACUAUAUCAUGGAGAAUCUCUUCCUGUAAGUGAGAAGAACAUAUAUGCAUUUAUAGAGAUGGAGUGGUGGGGGCUAUAUUAACAUGUCACACGACCUUUAUCAUAAUGUAACACUCUACAUCUUAAAUAAAAAGCAAUCAAACGGAAAAAUAUUCUAAGGUACUAAAUAAUGAGAGAAAUAUCAGUAGUAAAUCACUUUAGAUAUAUCUGAAUAUAGAACAAAUAAAUAAUAGUGAGCGCAUCAAAAUAAUCUAAAUUAUUUCAUAACCAAUCCAGCAGGAACAGAAUUAUAAAAAGUAUCCAAACUGCAAAUAUUCCCAGGUACUAAAUAAUGAGACAAAUAUCAGUAGUAAAUCUCCUAUGAAAUAUGAAUACACAGUUACUAUAAUGUAGCAAGUGGAGUAACUCAAUAGGAUCACUGAUACACUAAAUACAUAGUUGAUCUAAAUGACAAAAUACUGGUGAAACACAGUCUCAAAACACCCUCCAUUGGGGGCCCCCACCGGUAAACUCUGGAGUGAAGUUUUAUCCUGCUGCUGGGGUCCACAAGUCCUGGGAUGACAGUGGUAGAGGUAAGAAAGAGAUAGGAGGGCAGGGAGCUCAACCCUCAGCUCCCCAGUUUGAACUGCCAGGAGCUAAACCUCCUGUAUAGGAGGGGGCUAGUAGCACAAACACUUAACCCUGUUCGUAUCGAACAUCGCCGGGCUGGGGGAGCACACCAGUCUGCAAGCCGAUCUCCACACCAAUAUUUCUAUCCACGCUUUGUCCAUUUGAAAUGUUGAGAGGGAUAAUUUAUGGUUACUUGUCAUGUCGUUUUUGACCCUGCUGUAUUUUAUAUCUGUAUAUAGAAAGCAUUUGAGUUUUUUAUACACAGCUGGAGAGACAUUUAUUAGCAUUUAUUCUGCUCUAUACUGUUUGUUUUUGGCAGGUAUGUGAUCAGCAGUCUGGAGCUACUGGUGGCUGAGGAUUAUAUGAUUGUUUAUCUGAAUGGAGCAACACCGCGGAGACGAAUGCCUGGGUUAGGGUGGCUGAAGAGAUGCUAUCAAAUGAUAGAUAGGAGGUGUGUAAUGGGAAGAUUGUCUUGUAACCACUUUUGUCACUUCCAACAAAAAUAUUUGGCAACAAAGAAAAUUAAAUUACAUAGCAGGCAGUUAUUAAAGGGGCUCAGUAGUCCUGAAAACUACAUUAGCGUAAUGAAGCAGUUUUGGUGUUUAGAUCACGUCCAUGUAAUCUCACUGCUCAAUGCUCUGCAAUUUUGGAGUUAAAUCACAUUAUACAGCCCUAGUCACACCUCCCUACGAUAACAUGCACAGCCUUCCUAAACACUUCCUGUAAAGUGAGAUCUAAUGUUUAUACCUUUAUUGCACAGUCUGUUUAAUUUGGAAUUAAACCAUUUUCUCAUGCAGGCUGUGUCAGUCACAGCCAGGAGAGCUGUGGCUAGGGCUGCAUUAACAGAAACAAAAGUGAUUUAACUCUUAAAUGACAGAUAAUUGAGCAGUGACACUUCAGAGGCACAAUCUCUACACCAGAACUGCUUAAUUAAACUUGUUGUUUUGGUGACUAUAGUGUUCCUUUAAAGAGGAAAAAAAUAUAUAAACAUACACAUGACAAUGUCCUUUAAAUAGUAUUCAUUUGUUUUAAACUAAUAAUCUGUUGGGGUAGGUAGAGUUUAACCUCUUGCACACCCCUGUAUCUACUGUUAAGCCACCAGAAGGCAAACAUCUAAUUGAAGCACAAUCCAUUACUUCAGUAAAAAUGAAAAAAACAUAAUUUAUUACUCCUAAUAGGUAAUUAGAUAUCUUCUUAGAUCUGCAAGUGAUCAGAUACCUUCUACUUCUCCUUUCCUUUAAUCAUAUGUAUUUGCUGCCGAAGAACUAUAUUAAACGCUGAAAUGAUCAUAGACAGUGUUAAAUAGCUAUUAUGUCUAUUUUAUUUUCGUAUUUAUUUUUUUAUCCCAUUAUAUAGGGGAAAUAUUAAUUGUUUAUCAGACCCUCUUUCUGUCAUUAGUGGGCUGGUCUGAAACUGAGAAGUAAGUGUAGGUAGGGGGCAUCAUUGCUGAAGAAUCUCCUGCAGCUAAGAGGCGUGCCCAACAAUGCAAUCUGACCAAGUUUAUAAAUGUGUAUGACAUGCUUUUCAAAGGCAUGUAAAUACUCCCUAUUAUCUGAGGAGGGGUUAACCAGGAGAGAGGAUGGAGGGCUGACUGGGAUGAGAGAUGGUCCAAUGCAUAAUAUUUGGGAGUUUUGCUUACAAUUGUUGUUGUAUUACUUUUCUCAAGUUUUCUAAACUCUCUGUUAUGUCAGUUAUUGUAGCAUUCCAGUAAUGUAAAUAUUGCAAAAAAAUUCAAGGGUGUGUUACUUUAAUGAAUAGUUUAAACCCAUUAAAAGAAGUAAUUAUCCACUAAACUUAUUUUUGUUUUUUUUAUGUGUGUUUUUUUUCUUGUUUGUUUUUUAUUUUCAUUUAUUUGUCUGCAGACUAAGGAAAAACCUUAAAUCUUUGAUCAUCGUGCACCCGUCCUGGUUUAUUCGGACAGUCCUGGCAAUCUCCAGACCAUUUAUCAGGUAAUGUACUGGCCAGAUUUUCCACAAGUUUGCAAAAUUGUGAGAUCCUAGACAAAUAACCACUGAAGAUAAAAAAAAAUUGUUUUAAAAAAAAAAAUGUAAUUUUAAGAAGCAAACCUUAAAACAUAUAAGCAUAGUUCUGGUAGCGGAUACUUUUUAGGUAAUUACUGUGAUUUUAUUUUUUUGUAAAUCUUUAUUUUUGAUCGUGCAUGGGAAUACAAUGCGACCCGCAAUACCACAACAGCAAAUGGAGGUGUUCGUUAAAUAUACAAUAAAACAGUGAACAUAACAUCAGCAACAGUUAGAGAUAACACUACGUUUCAUUUCGAGUAAACAGCACGGUAUUUUAUGUUCGAAGUAUAGUAGCUAAACUGCGCUUUUUGAAUUGUGUGAGUAGGAAAAGUGGUCAGCGGAGAGACAAAGCGUUUAAGAAAAGAAUCUGGUUACACUGACUGACUAGACAAGGGGUGUGAACAAAUGGAUACGAUUUAGUACAUACUGGCCUGAUUAGUAAAAAUGUUACUUUGAUUUUAUUGUCAUACAAGGAUUAGUGCAGAACAAAGCUGCUAUGUUAAAUGAGCAAGAUGCAAUAUGAUGUUUUACUGUCAGAAAAUAAUGUCAGCCAAAAGUAGUCAUUCCACCUCUAAUACAACUUGUGCUAAGUUGGGAGUGUGAAGUCGGGACUGAAGAGAGGGCUUAUGGGGGAGUACCAGGGAAGCUACUUGUGUCACUGUUGAUGACCCAGAUGGGUAGUCCUGCCGGUAAAGGAGGCAGCAAUGACCAAAGCAGGGGUUUGUGAGCCUGGCGUGAAUGCUCACCAGGCGAACUGUAUGCCCAUCCAAACUCAGGUCAAUGAAUGUGCAUGUGUUUAAUGCCCUCACUGCAGUUGGCAUAGUUCGAGUACAUCUUUUCUCACUGUGCUGGUUGGAAACAAUUCUCUUGUAUCUCAAAAUGCAGGACACCAGAGAACCAACUGCGGCCUAAAAUCUCUAUGAUGUCACCAUACCCACAACCAGGGGCGUUUUAGCCGCGAGGCAAACAAGGCAUUUGCCUUGGGCGGCAUUUUUCAGGGGGCGGCAAAAAACGCCGCCCCCCAAAUGCCCAGGCAAAUGCUUUGUUAGCCUCGCGGCUAACUGACCGGCUGGGCUGGCGGGCGGCGCUGGGCAGGCGGCUGGCGAGGGAGCUCUUCCCCUGAGCGGUCCGCUCAGCUCCCUCGCGCGCCGCAGAGUGAGGCUGGGAACCGGAAGAUGACGUCAUCUUCCGGCUCCCAGCCUCACUUUGCGGCGCGCGAGGGAGCUGAGCAGACCGCUCAGGGGAAGAGCUCCCUCGCCAGCCGCCUGCCUAGCCCAGCCGGCAUCCACUGGACCACCAGGGAGGUAAUGAACCCCUCCCCCCCAGCACUCCCAAAGGUAAGGGGGGGGCUAAAUAAAAAUAAAUUAAAAAAUGUGUUAAUGUGAGUGAGUGAGUGUGUGUCUGUUAAUGUGUGUGUGUUUUGUUAGUGUGUGUGUGUCUGACUGUGUCUGUUAGUGUGUAUGUCUGACUGUGUGUCAGUGAGUGUGUGUUUGCCUGUGAGUGUGUGUGUCAGUGAGUGUGUGUCUGUUAAUGUGUGUGUGUUUGUUAGUGUGUGUGUCUGCUAGUGAGUGAGUCUGUUAGUGUGUGUCUGACUAUGUUUGUCUGUUAGUGUGUCAGUGAGUGUGUGUGUGUCUGACUGUGUGAGUGUGUUUGCCUGUGAGUGUGUGUGUUAGUGAGUGUGUGUCUGUUAGUGAGUGUGAGUGUGUCUGUUAGUGUGUGUGUUUCUGUUAGCGAGUGUAUGCGUAUCUGUCAUUGAAUGUGUGUGUGUGUAUUUAGAAGGCGGGGGGGGUUGGUGCAGGGGGGGUUGGCGCGGGGGGGCGCCUGCGUUUUGUCCUGCCUAGGGCAGCAAAAAACCAGGAUACACCACUGCCCACAACAGUUUAGGGGUAAUGUUUAAAGUGUUCCAGGACAUCUUUAGCCUUGUUGGAUAAACAUUCUAAAUAAUAUCAUAUUUUUGGAUAAACAUUUUAACUUAUUAAAAUAUAAAAUAAAUAAGUCAAUAUAUAAAAACAAAUUAGCAAAAUAUUACAAAAUUAAGAUUUUUUUAAUAAAAUUAAAUCACUUUAACAGUUCAUACAAAAAUUGUACUGGAAGACAUUAUUUAGGAACAAACGCAAAAUAGACACCUGAUAAUUUCGCGUGAGAUAAUCUAUGAAGCCAAUAUGUCUUACGUUCUGUAUUUACAGUAUUGCAAGGAAUCACUGACCUGUGCUUACAUAGGAUACUUUUGCAAGAAAUUACAAGGAUAGAAAAUAUAGAUCUCACGGUAGAAAGAUCUAUUUCCAGUCCUCAGCAAGACUGGGAUAAAACUUUAAGAAAGCUGAGUUCCUAUAAACAGGCUAUAGUCAUCUGUAAAACUAGCAAAGAACCAUGAAAAAAAGUAUUUUAAUUCUCAAGUCGAAAAACUCCUCUUGUCGAGGGAUACCAGAGACCGAAUUGCUUAAUCGUAUACACCUUCUUCUGAAUUCUACAUACUACAGGGCAACCCUUUUCAUGUGCUGCUAUCAAUAUGUAUAUAUGAUAUGGGCUUAGGAAAACAUGGUGGAUCUAAUCACCCUGGUCACGUGUCCUUAAAGGAACACUAUAGGGUCAGGAACACAAACAUGUAUUCCUGACCCUAUAGUGCAAAACCCACCAUUUAUGUGACUUGCCCCCCCUCAGCCUCCUCAAUAGGAAUUAAAACUCACCUUAUUUCCAGCGCCAUGUGGGUCCUCCGGUGCUAGCUCGGCCCCUUUGGUGACAUCAGCAUAAUUGACGAUUCUUUGCCAAUCCAAUGCUUUCCCGUGGGAAUGCAUUGGAUUGGAUAAAAUCGGCAAGGGGGUGGGGCCAAACGCCAUUUUGGCCAAUCAGCACCUCCUCAUAGAGAUCCAUUGAAUCAAUGCAUCUCUAUGAGGAAAAUUCAGCAUCCCCAUGCAGUGCGUGGAGACACUAAAUGGCAGUGCUUCCUACUGUGCAGUACUGCCCCAAGAAGCAUCUCCAGUGGCCAUCUGAUGAGUGGCCACUUGGAGGUAUCCCUAGGGGCAAUGUAAACACUGCCUGUUCUCAACAAAAUAUUGUUAAAGUCAGUGCCAAAGGACAGUACACUGCUUGUGACUAUAAUGAAAAAUGUGUAUCAACAAUAGCAUAAAGUAAUAAAUGGGAAAUGGGUAACAUGGCAAAUAUUUAGCCAAGAUUUGAGUGCCAAGCAUGUGUGUUUCACAUAUGGAACCUGAAAGGGUGUCCUCCUCCUCCCUGUUUUGUUAACAGAGAUAUGAUAUUUUUUUAUAUUCACCUUGACAGCCAAUUAUAACAUCAAAUCUUAAUAUCUUAAUUCAAGUUUAAUUACGGUAAUGUAAUGUUUACAAGGGAUCAGUGAGCUACUCCAAGUUGGCAGUCUCACCUUUAUCUCCAUUGGAAUGUAUAAUAAUAAUAAAUACAAAGUUUAAACAAAGUGUGAUUCAGUUCCCUCACCGAUCCACCAUGUGGAUCUUGUGAUGUGUGAUGGUCAGGUUACAAUGUCUCAAGGUUACUGCUCGGUUGCCAGGUUAGCACUGUGUAAUGUACACACCGAGAGCUUCUGCUUGCAUCAGCAGGGGGAUUUGGUAACUGCUACCCAGACACAGCAAGUAAUUUAUUACUCUAAUAAAACUUCCUGAUCUCCACGCACUAUUGUAGAUCAGGGUGAGACACUAACAGGUUCUUCCAGAUGUCAGUGUUCUAAUGCAGAUAGCCAUUUAAGUAGAGCCAUGUCACGAACUGCUGACUGUAUCUGCAGUUAUAGACCCAAUAAGGUCAUAAUAGACUGGUCUCAUAAUUGACCCUGUAACAUUAAAAUAAAUGCAAACAUCCUAUUAUUUUUGGGCCUUGCUGCACUCAGGAUACUGCUAAGCAAACAUUGUGGAUUUUGCAUUAUUGGCACACACACUGCAAGAAAGCCACAGUGCAAAAUCUAUAAACAUGCAAUAAACGAAAGAAAACAAACAAUAUUAGAAUAGGACAGUCCUGGAUCAUCAUUGGUUUUUCUUCUUCCUACAUUUAUAUUGUUACUUUUGUUUUAAAAAAAAGUUACACUUAAUAAACUCAAUAAAAUACAAAACAGGGGGGCGGGGCUGUUGGCCAUGCUGACCGGUUGAAUGUCGGAGAGGCUCUGAAAGGAUCGGGCAUUGUGAGCUAAUACUCACGGCUCACAUGAUUAUAAUGAACCGGAACGUUCAAACGAAAUAGAGCCGCAGUGGCUGGUGCAACAGCGGACUCCAAGAUCGGGAGCAUCGGAGCACUAAUGGUGAAACGAGGCUUUGGAGUCUGCGGCCUGCUCUGGGUUGAGUGGGGUGAAUGGCCGGCGCCCUGCUUUCUCCCCAGCUACCACACACUGGCACAUUAUGGUGCCUGCUGGCCCCGCUGACCCCCCCUAUGGACUGGUGGGGGUUAUCCCGGUCCCCACUGGAGGGAUCCAAAGCUGCAAAAAGAAAGAGGUAAUAACUGACCCAGCACUCAGAUUCCUGUGCUCUGUUCCUAAAAUGGCAGCCAACCAAGUAUUCCUCACAACUCCCACUCUGAUUAACUCGCAAGCAGAUCCACCACUGACAGAGGUGAUCCAAAAUAUUCACCCACAACGGAACCAACGAUGGAGGUGAUCGACACCCUGCGGGACAAUAAGGGGAUUGCACACUACCACCUUGAGCAGCCGGAGGAUGGCUCUCAGCAAGGCUCACUUUCACUCCCAGCAGCCAGAUCUGGUUCCUGCAGCUACUUAACCAGGCCUGGAAACUGAAGGACAUGUUGGACAUAUCCACCUCAUGCUACACAACGCCAACAGAACCUAGUCAGCUCUGGGAUGAAGGGGAGAAACGGCAGGCUCUCUGGAUUAUCAACUACACAGGGCGACCUAGAUGGGAGGAAGCUUACUACACAAAGGGUCUGCAGUCAGUGUCUCAUGUUAUUCAUAGCCUCAUGCUUCUAUCAUUAUUGAUGGUAGAGACCUUGCCUAAUGCCAGUCACCAUUCUGCUUAGGAAUGCCCCUUUCUAUAUUUUCACAUAGUAACCAGAGCCCAGUGGAACUAAGUCCAAUCUGUUUGAUAAGUUAGUUCAGCAUGCUUAAUAAGUUACAUUUGAGCUUAACUCCUGUGUUUAAGUAGACAUGUCAGCCCAGUUUUAUGCACUAUUCUCACUCCUCGUUUCUAGACAGCACUCUUAGCUAGCUGAAUAUUGUGAAGAACGCUAUUGUGGGCAUGAUGGCUUAUCAUUUUCUCCUGACAAAUAACCUACAAUUGUUUAUUAAGCAUGUCCACUAUAUCUAUGUUUCUUGCUAGGCAUACAACUGUCACUACGCUCUACUACUCCUCUCCUAUUCAGGUCUUUAGACAGAUUGUUAAUGUUGUUUAUUAUAAUGUUACAUAUAUCUGUAUACAAAACGAUGUAAGACUCUCAGACAUAAGCUGAUCACCUUCAAUGUCAUGUUUCAUUAAUAUGUCACUACAAGCCUGUCUGUAUCAAUGCAUCACAAAAAAUAAAGAAUACAAAAAAAAAUACAAAAAAAUAAAAUAUGUAUUUAUUUUUAUAUUACACUAAACUUUGGUAGAAAGUGGUAGUAAAAAGGACAUCUGCGGUAUUAAAGGAUGCCUCAGUUUCAUCCAUUGACCUCUGUGUUGUACGCUUGAGCAUGCAAGUAAGUAUAUCCACCUUUAACCCAGCCCUGUCGCCAUUGCACUUCUAACAGGAACCUACCUUAAGAGCCGUAGCAAAAAACUACUUGAAAUCCUAACCAUAUUAUUUCUAAAAUCAGAACUAAUGUUUUUUGUUUUGUUUUUUUUAUAAUUUUUUUUAGUUUUUGCACUAGUUCUGGUUAAAUUCUAAUAAGCAUGGCAAUAGAAAAUGUGUAACAUUAAGUAGGUAAUCAAUUUAACACAAAUGCUCUCAGACUGAUUGGUUUUAAGUCCAACCUCCCCUCCUCACAUCAGGGUAUCAGUAGCAUUUGUAAACACUCUUUACUGUGGUAGCGGGGCAUAAGCCUAUAUUGUUUUAUUUUUAUUUUAGUACGGUUUAUAGUAAAUCAUUAGUUUAAACUCAGUAUACUGCUUCAUCUUGUGUGCAACCUUAAGAGAUGUAUUGUACGUCUAUUAGUCUGUCCACGCUAAAUUCUAAAACUUAUUCCACCGGAUGUUAGGCAUAUUACAAGAUCUGUAUACUUGAGAACCAACAUGUUUUUGUAUGCCUAUUGUAUAUGACACAAUAGGCAUAGUAUACAAUAGCAUAUCUUUAUCUAUUGAUAUCAUAUCUAUUAGUGUCUUAUUAGUUGUCUGUGUAUUUAAUCAAAAAUAAAGAAUUGGGGGGGGAAAAAAACACAUCUUCAAUCUGAUAUUUUGUAAGCAAAGAAAGUUAGGAGGAAAAAGACCCAGACUACGUCAAACAAGUAUUUACAGCAUGCAGUAACCUUAUGUGAAAUUGAAAACACUGAACACUGACUUUUUCUUUUGCAGUGUGAAAUUUAUCAAUAAAAUUCAGUACGUGCAUACUCUGGAGGAUUUGGAGAAGAUAAUUCCAAUGGAAAAUGUACAUAUCCCCGAAGGUGUCUUGCAGUAAGUUAGUGGUGUUUAAAUAUCUAUCGUUUUUUAGCCGUGGCCACCCUUUCCACUUCCUUCUAACAGAUAUACACUCACACAGCUAUAAUGUUAAAGCAAGUCUGUACUGUCCGUUCAGGGAAAUAUAUAAUGGUGUAUCGCUAAUUAAUUCAUAAGGAGUUGGACACUCUUUAAAAAUUGGAGAUUUUGUCUAAGCCAAGUUUAGUGGAAUGCGAAUGGAACACAUAUCCUCCUGAGACCCAGCCCAUUAACUUGUGUCCUCUGUACUGGACACUUCGUUCACAUGCAUCUCCUUUUAUUCGUUUGAGCUACUCUAUCAUUCCCUGUUGUAUUGUAAGGAGGACAUCCUGGGCUUUCCAGUGAUAUGUCAUGUGAUAGGCUAGGAUGCUGGGAACUUUCUCUUACUUUUCAUCAAAAAUGGAAAGAAAUUGGAAGACAAUUUUCUUCCUCGGUUCCCAGGAGGAUAUGUAAAGUCCCAAUCACUUUUAAGACAGUGCCCAUCUUCUGUAACAGUAGUAAUUUUUUUUUAUAUUUUAAUAGAAUGACUGAGAGAAGGUUCUUCUUGAGGGUUUUCACUCUUUUUCCCCAGGGUUUUUGUGUUGGAACAAGCAAUUCGGACAUAUUCCUUGAAGAAUAUAUAUUAGUAUGGAUAAAAAUGAGACUGGGCAUUCAAGGUGGAAUCAUCUAGACUUUAUUCAGAUAUUAAAACAUGAAAUAACGUUUUAGUCACAUAGCCUGGCUGAAACGUCAUCUAAUGUGUUAAUAUCCCAAUGAAGUCUGCAUAAUAACACCUUGAGUGCCCAGAUCCUCAUUUUUAUUUGGAUUGGAGAAAAAGGGUAUUUGGCAUCCUGGGUUCAGGUUGCACCGGUGGGGUGGAGAAGGAUAAAGAGUAAGGCAGCGUGUAGUCCCUGUGGAGAUGCUUCAGAUAUACAUGGAACAAAAUUAUAAACACAACACUUUUGUUUAUAUGUACAUAGAAAAAGUCUUAGAUCUUUGAGUUCAGCUCAUGGAAAAUGGGAGCAAACAAAAAAGUGAUGUGUUUAUAAUUUUGUUCAGUGUACAUUAGUCUGGAACUUACUUUUUAGCUGAUAAUCUGGAUCUCCAGGCUGAAAGCACAAAAGCCUGCAAGGAACCUAGACAUUUUUGGAAACUACCAAAAGUUACACAUUCUCGCAAAGUGGAUUGACUCAUAUACUCAGGAUACGAAGGAUUCACAUUUUCUCUAAGGUGGCCUGGGUCAUUCUCUAAUCACAAUUUCACGUAAGGCAUGAACGAUCUCUGGAGCCCCUUUCCUACGAUAUAUAAAAGUUACUUUAGAUUGGAGUGAAAUACAUUUUUUACUUGUACGAGGGCUACUGUCAUAAUCCUAUUUACUGUUUAAAGUAACAUAUCUCAGAUUUUCCAAAAAGUUGUUACUGUAAGAAAAGGCUCGCCAAACUUAUCAAUAGAAUGUCGGUGUUUAGUCUAGCAAACAGAUCUGUGCAAUUAAAGGGUAAACUAUGCUGGUUUUUCUUAAGUAUUGGAUAGUUGGAUGUAUAUACUGGUUUAAUUAAAGCAAAAUGAUAGAAAAGUUUUGUGAAAAUAUGAAAACGGAAAAUAGUAACCAAAUGCUGUCCUGCAGGUUUGAUGAAGAGAGAAUGAAAGCAAGGAGAGAAAGGUAAAAUAUCUUUCUUCUAACCCUAAUUUCCAUGCCAUUUUUAAAAAUCUGUUCACAUACCAGCAUGUUUUUCAUGUUCUUCCCAGGAAGUAGCAGGUUUAACAGCUGAUCUCAUUGUUUACAAAGUAGCACAUUAUUCCAUAAUGGGAGGAGUAGUAUCUAUUGUGACAUUUUCCGCAGCUGUGCAUGGGCUAAUGACUUGUCGCCAAAAGUCUUGACAAGACAAGAACCGUAAUCAUACAGCAAUGUAGGGUUUUUAAUAGGUCACUUUGUGUAGGAACAUGAUUUAAAAUGCAGGCGUAAUCCAACUUGCAGUAAUAUAUCAAACGACAAUAUACAUAAAUAUGUAGAGUAAAGCGCCCAUCUGCCCCACCUCUUACUGCCUUUGCAAGGAUAGUGAUUACUGUUUAUGUUGAUCUUCUGUUAACUUGGAACAGGAGAGAUCUUGUGGUGCUUCUCGUAAUAUGCCUUUAGUACUUGCACAGCAGGGUAGAGCCACAUUGAUGAGUGGAGAAUAGAAAGAUCUGUUAGUUUUGUCGCUUGCAGAAAAGUUUAAAUCUUCUGUGUCUUUGUGUGUAUAACGUGGGAUUGUGUCUGUGCAUUUCUGUGUAAGUCAUAAGUUCUGAUGACUUAAAGGUAGGCAGACAAUGUAAUAGAGCAGCAGGAAAUGCUAGCAGAAUGCUUGGUUGUAUAGGGAGAGGUAUUAGCAGUAGAAAGAGGGAAGUGCUCAUGCCAUUUUACAGAACACUGGUGAGACCUCACUUGGAGUAUUGUACACAGUACUGGAGACCGUAUCUUCAGAAGGAUAUUGAUACCUUAGAGAGGGUUCAGAGAAGGGCUACUAAACUGGUUCAUGGAUUGCGGGAUAAAACUUACCAGGAAAGGUUAAAGGAUCUUAACAUGUAUAGCUUGGAGGAAAGACGAGACAGGGGGGAUAUGAUAGAAACAUUUAAAUAUAUAAAGGGAAUCAACACAGUAAAGGAGGAGACUAUAUUUAAAAGAAGAAAAACUACCACAACAAGAGGACAUAGUCUUAAAUUAGAGGGACAAAGGUUUAAAAAUAAUAUCAGGAAGUAUUACUUUACUGAGAGGGUAGUGGAUGCAUGGAAUAGCCUUCCAGGUGAAGUGGUAGAGGUUAACACAGUAAAGGAGUUUAAGCAUGCGUGGGAUAGGCAUAAGGCUAUCCUAACUAUAAGAUAAGGCCAGGGACUAAUGAAAGUAUUUAGAAAAUUGGGCAGACUAGAUGGGUCGAAUGGUUCUUAUCUGCCGUCACAUUCUAUGUUUCUAUGUGUCAAGAUUUCCUCCAUGGAAGUCUGAAUAGGAAAUUCUUACCCUGCUGUAAGGGACCAGUAUGGCAGGAAAUAAAAGAGGGCUGUUGUAGCUCCAUCCUAAUGUCAUACGUCAGGAACAGUUUAACAAUUUUGUGAUCAUUGGAACCAUAGUAGUCUUCCCAGUAGGCAGAGGUUACGUGAGAGUUCUGACAUCCACUUAAUCUCAUCUUUAUAGUCACUCACCCUGCACGCCAUCUUUGUAUUAGCCAUCUUUGGAACAUUUUUGUGAUCUCAACAGCUGAACGCAUCGAUUCUUUGGUAAUAAUAUAGCCACUAUUCCCUCCCUUAGAAGACUGUACUGUUGGUUACUGCUUAAAGCCAAAUUACGAGUUAUAGUAAGAAUAUAAAAAAAAACAGUCAAGCUUAAAAGUUGUGUUGGUGCAAGGAGUAUCUCAUGAAAAUAAAUUCAUCCUAUGGAAAUUGUAUACUGGACUAGGAUCAUAUCCAACCUUCAAUUCUUGCUACAUAAUUAAAACAAAUACAGAAGUAGCUUAGAAGUAUUACAGAAAAUAAAAAAUGUUAGAGCAGUUCAUUUGUUAAAAUUUUUAAGAGUACCGAGGACAGCUGAUUUUGAUGUUUCAGAUAUUACCAUUGAUAUUUUUGCUAUGACCAUUAUGUCCAGUAAAUUGGGGAUAGUUUUAAUAUGUCACUUUUGUUAUUUUGAUAUUCUUCUUAUAUACUAAAUGAAUGGUUUCCUAAUUUGUAUGAAUUCUCUCACCCAGAUCAGAAAACCUCCAAGAACCCACGGAUACGGGAAGGUAACGCAAUGAGAAUUACUUACAAAUUACUUUCUGUUAUGCUAGACUAUUGUUUGUUUUUUUUGAGUGAAUAUUCACUUUUUCCAGUGUUCAUAAGGCUUCUAACUUUUGCAAAUUGCAAAUGAAUGCCCAUAAAACACAACUCACCUAACCACGCAGAUGAAACAGUUGUAUCUCACAGGGUUCUAUCUUGUACCAUUACUUCCCCUGCCGCGUGAAUGUAAAUGGAUACUGCCCUUCUUUCUCCCAGCUUAUGCCGUAGCUUUUGUAGGUCAAACUUUAUCGCUGCAUUCUAGAACUCAAAAGGGAGAAAUGAGGAAGAGCUCUAAGUAUAGAGAAAUAGAGAUUAUCUGGAGGCUGCAAUCUACAAUCGUAUAGAUCUUUGGUAUUAUUGCACUUACAGUUUGGGUGUGUAACAUUCUGGAAGCAUGCUUAAAAAUCUGCAGUGACAGAAAUGCCAACAGGCAGCUUACCGAUAACCAUAAGAAGAAUACCGUAAUUGACCUAAAGGGUUACUCCUUGCACCAUGGACACUUCACCAUUUUGAAGUGAUUAUGGUGCCUGGGGGUCAGUAUGUGUAGUGUUUGGUUAUGAAAUGUAGCACAUAUAGAGUUCCAGACUGGUUCAUGUCAGUUAUGUGCAUAUGUAGCGACUGAGAGCCAAAGGAGGCAUGCACCAGUCUCAGGGGAAUUCAUUGUCUUUCUUGUCUUUCUUGUUCGAUAAAGCUUAAUAUGUAGAACUGUGUUGAUUUACAUCUGUACAUUAAUUUUUGUGCGUUACCUUUUUUUUAGCAUACCACAAACUGAGAAUGUGCAAGGCAAAUGAAUAUCCGCACUUGAGGAUUCCAUAAUGAUGUCUCAAUCCCCUUUGUUGUAAGAAGACACCUUCAUCAGAACUUCAAGCUUAAUAUUUAAUUUCAAAACCAAGGGUCAACAUUGCAGGGGUUAUAUAAGCAAACUUUUGAUAUACAGACAAUUUAUGUAGAAACUACACUAAUACUUCUAGUGUGAAUAUGUUUUGAUUGUCUCAAGAAAACACCAAAAAAGUUUGUUUUUUAAAGUUUGAGAUUAAUCCAACUUCAUCCAAGUCUUGCUACCAUAUCCUUGAAUAUCGACAUGCGUGUUAAGUGUCAGUGACUAUGUUCGCCUACUCCGUGUUCUUUAAUAUCCUGUAGUACAAGUCCAACAGCAGUGAUGAAGUAUAUGGAUUCAACCAAGGAUGGCAACUGUAUUAAUAACAGCAGACACAAGCUGCAACCUGGUGACAAUCUUUAAUAUAUGGCUCAAAAUUUCCAUUGGCCCACUAGCCAUUGACAAGUGAAAAUUCAUCCUUGGCAAUUAGAUAUUCUCCUCUGGUGAGUGUGCCACAGACCAUCAAGGUUUACAGUGGCAAGUAACUUUAAGGCUUGAAAUCUUGAGCCACAAUAGAUUUAGAAAUAUGGGCCAGCUCAGAUAAGAUACUAUUGAUUCAUAGUAUUAAGCAGAUACACUAAACUUUAUUUGAGAUCUAACUACAAGUGGCACUUUCCUUCUGCACAUAUUACUGAUAUAAAGCAGCUGGAAUCCCAACAUGCCUACAGAAUUGUGCUUGUAAUUUCUAUGAAUGUGGGUUCUGUUAUCAAGUUGGCCCUGUACGUACCUUAGACCCUACACCCAUUUCUGGGAGCUUUUAAUGUCGUUUCCUUGAUAGCAGUCUAAGCAGUUCAAUACAUAGAUUUUGUGGGGUUCAUGUGCAUUUCCACCACUACCCCUAAUGGUCAUCACUACACCUAAUGGAGAAAAGAUGGGCAUGGAAUGAGUAGAGGUGCACAGUACGCCCACCUAGGCAGAGCCACGGACUCAAAUUCUGGUUAAACACAAAUUUCUAGGUGUGCCAACAUCCUGGGAAGCACAUGGUACAUGAUGAACAAUGACUUGUGAUCCCUCUCCCUAUAGAUGACAUCAUUGUCGUAGGAAUUGUUUCCUGCAGAAUGUGGUAACAGAUAGCCGUUGCUCCAACAAUAGUUGUUUCUCAAUUGACAAAAUCUGCACAAUAGAAUAACUCUGCCUCUAACAGUUUUAGUAUUUGUCCUUUGAGCUCGUCUUUGACAAGUUGUCCUGUCGGGGAACCUUUAAAAGAAACUUAAAGUACGUUACGAAUUUUGAUGUUGCACAGAAGAGGAGACAUGUUUGAAAAUGUGUAUAUUUUGUUUCGGGGAUAAUAUGGGGAUAAUUGAAACACAAUUUUGACUACUCUAUCAAUUACUGAUACAAGAUGAUAUAGGACAAACAUUCUGUUUAUGGUAAAACUUAAAUCAUCUUAGCAUUGCUGCAGUUUACAAAAUAAUGGCUAACGUGGUUAUAUACUAACGUGAGAAUUCAAAGUGAAUUUAAAAUUUUAUGCCAAAGUAGCUAAACGGAAAACCUAGUGGCUUAGAGCAAUUUUCCGAUUCAGCCCUUUUUGCCUUAAAUUUGAAAUUUGCUUAGAAUUUUUACUUUGGUAAAUAAGUCGUAGUUAAAAUGAAAAGACCUAAAUUGCUGCAAAACAAAAGAAACUGGAAGCUAAAUUGCUUACAUGCCCGUUAUGAAUCCUGCGAUUACAAUAUGCGUUUUAAGAUGCCAGCCCGGGAUUAGUAAGUAUCCCACCUGAAUUCCUACCAGUAACUAAAAACAGAUCUAUUUAUAACUGUAAAAGCUGUCCAAUUUACAUGAUGUGAUAAUCUUUCUAAUCCACACCGUGGCCACCUGCGUUCACACUUGUAGCAAAAACUAAGUCUGAUACUUCCUAGUUAUGCUACUCUGGUAUGAAUUGUUCAAAGAAUACGCACUAAUGUGUAAUGUGGUUUUUAAUAGUUUUACGUUUAUAAAUUGGUAACACAAAUUACGGUAUAUUGUUUCAAAUUAAGAAAGUGAAAUCAUUUAUAUUUGGAAUAGGAAGAAGAUGUUCGGCAAAGUUUUGCGGAUUUUUUUUUUCAGGUCCAUAGUUGCUUCUCAGUUACAAAAUUUACAGAAAAUCCUAAAAUUUUAUUUAAUCUAAAAUUCUGACAUUAGUUAAAGUCUGUCUUGGGCCAAAUGCAACGAAAGUGGAAGGGAUGACUGACGGACAGUCCGUGAUGGAGACGAGUUGAGGGGUGUGCCUGCUCUGAAAGUUUGUGUGCCAUACAGAGAUGGGCAUAUCAAUCUUCCAUACGUGUAACCCAAUUACAAUUGUUUAUAUAGCGAGAAUGCAUUCAGCAACACCGGAGCCAUUCCUGGAUGGGUGCAGGCCGCCCAGGUGCUCUGUUGAUAGGUGGAGUGUGCAGUGCUAGGGUCCUCCACCUCAGGUAGGCCCCACCCCAUCAUUAGGCCUAACUCAUCACAAGCGGCACCACCGGCAGAGGGGUGGGGCUUACCUGAGGGAUGGAGCCUAAUUCUGCACACAAUGCCUAUUUACAGAGCACUUAGGCAGUCUGCACUCACCCAGGAUCGGCUCUGAGCAGCACUGUAGCAUAGGUAAACAAGAUAAACAAUUAAUUAUAACCAAACAAGUUUGUCAUUCGAGAAGAGAGCCAUGCCUAAAUGAGAUUACAGUCUAAAUAGCUGACAGUCUCUCUGUGCAGAGUGCUCCUGAAGCUGCUAUGGGGUCAAUGCACUAAGAAUAUUCUGCAUAGCAUCGAUUGAUGCGUCAAUGCUGCAGUUUUUGGGGACACAGGGAAUAAACCUACAACACAAGGACUGAACUCCAAAAUUACGACCGUGAUCAGCUAUUGAGAGGUAUGGAUUGGGUCUAAACGUACAGUUACGAUUUAGAACAGUCUGGUGUUUGCUAAUAUGUUGAUAGAAUGUAUCCAAAUUCCAUACAAGGUGUAGGAAUUCAGACAUUUUUCCAAGAUAUAAUUAAAUUCUAGUUUGAUUAUUAGAUGGCAGAUUCAAAGACUUCUGUUUCCUUGUUUUUUGCAUUUGAAAUAGUAGAAAUGUGUAUAAUUUGCCACUGGCUGCGAGACAGUUUAAAAAUAAGAAACAAUUUAGUAAAACUCUUAAGUAUGAGCCUCUGGGACUGACUAAAACCGUAAUAAUGCACUUUGACAACAUAGUUUUUAGUUAGGAACUGGUAGACAUUUAAAGAUACUGCUUGGUUGAUUGGUGGUCUACAAGAUCUUAGAAUUAUUUUUAAUUGGAUGGAUGGAAAAUAGGAAUAACCGGUAACUAACCCUCACAUGGAUGUUUCUGGUUAUUUGGGCAUCCUAAGGACCCCUGUUUCACCUUGUUUCAUUUAUUUUAAGCCGUUGCCCAAUGGUUGAAUCUGCAGCAAUCAAAUGAUCUUAAACAUGCUUGUACUAACUGCACCUCGAAAACUAUUGUAUCUUGGGAAUUCAAAUUAAAGUAAGUUGUUUUUACAAAAAUCAUUUUGAUUAUAAAAUAUGCAUUAAAAUAUGAUGC
This is a messenger RNA of Pelobates cultripes (western spadefoot toad), 35625 nucleotides long. The record is from the annotation of a GenBank genome assembly. NCBI's taxonomy places the organism in Eukaryota, Metazoa, Chordata, Amphibia, Anura, Pelobatidae.